AUGUACUUUUAUGUAUUCAUUCUAGCCCUUUCUGAUGAGUGCCUCCGUCUUCUGAACUACACUAUGGGCUUAAUUAUCGUGGCGGUCAUAGACGCAUUCCACUUUGAGGUGGCUGAGGUUGGUGAAGCUCUACGAGACGAGGGAACAAAUGAACUACGAAUCAGUAUCCGUGAUAAACUCAACAAGGAUUUACUGCCGAAGCUUACGAAAUGCAUAAAUGGGAAGUCGGCGGAGUUGGGUGUACAUCGCAAGGCUCGAACGGCAACAACGAAGUACUACAGCGAAGAUGAUGACAUCCAAAGAGCACCAGUAGCGCUGGCGAUGGUGAAGUUGCUGCAGAAAGUCCCGGACAGCAUUCGCUCGCAAUACUUGCAUGGAGUUGUUUUGAAACUAUGCUCACUAAUGAUCUCUCGCUCAAUGAAUGUUCGUGAAACUGCUCGAAAAGUUACUGUUCAAGUAUGUGAAUGCCUUGGUCCACGAUACCUGCCGCUAAUAAUCAAGGAAAUGAAGUUGAUUAUGAACAAAGGAUUCCAGAUUAUAGUACAAGAACAAUUUACUGUGGUUGCCGAGGAAAAGGAAGUAGGAGAGAUCAAGGCAGAAGUAAGUGAAGCAAAGAAGAAUCCUACUCCAGGAACACUAUUGUUGCUUGGACGAUACGUCUCCUCAUCUGCUGUCGGUGUUUUAUUGAAACGUUUCAUGACGGUAGUAGACUCCUUAACAUCGUCGAAGAUGAUCUCUCGGGCUAAAAAUCUGCUUUCUAUGUUUGCUAAUGGUUUGAAAGACAAUAAAGGCUUUGCUCCAACAUCACAACUCAUUCUUAUCCAUCAAAUGCUCAUUACGAAUAUAGAGAAGAUGAAGACUGUCUCUGGAAACGAGAAAGAUACAUCCGAAUACCUCGAAGAGGAACAUAAAAGCUGUCUGCUUCUUCCUCCGGUAUAUUCUCAAAUUAAUUAAGG
Messenger RNA from Strongylus vulgaris, 956 nucleotides. The record is from the annotation of a GenBank genome assembly. Lineage: Eukaryota; Metazoa; Nematoda; Chromadorea; Rhabditida; Strongylidae.